Ixodes scapularis (black-legged tick) is the source of this 684-nucleotide messenger RNA. RefSeq lists its product as uncharacterized. The record is from RefSeq and is a predicted model, not a curated record. The transcript is spliced from 3 exons. NCBI's taxonomy places the organism in Eukaryota, Metazoa, Arthropoda, Arachnida, Ixodida, Ixodidae. The coding region runs from base 174 to 521 and encodes 115 amino acids.
GGCUGAUUGGGGUCUCGAUGGCGCUAUCCUUCCAUACUUCCAUGUGCACGCGAAUAUUGUUUUUAUGAAACUUGUAGUGCAGUGUGGAUAUUUGGACAUGUUUUGUGAGCGAGGAAGUGCUUCCGGGUCUUUCGGCGAUUGGUGAGAUUUGUCGUCGUUUGUGCGAUUUCAGCAUGAGCGGAUACGAGUGUUCAAAGUUUUCGCAGUGCUACCACACCGGGAGUCAUCUGACAAAUCAUGUCCAGAUAGCUCAUGGUGACCCGGACUUUAAUUCUGUUUGCAAGUUGGAAGAGGUUGAUGGGAAGACGUUACUAAACUUGUCUGUGUGGAUGAUUGAGCAGUUGCUCCCUGCUAUGAAACUGCAAGUCAAACUGCUAAAACUGAUUGAACAGCUAAAAGGAGACAUAAAAGAAAGCUUGCCUGGACCCUCCAAUGUGCCUCGUGCUAGUAACACAGCAGCCUCAGUUUGGUCUACAGAGGUUGUAAGGAAUGUAUUGCCACAGAGAUAUACUCUCGCAUAAUUUCCCUCGCUACUGUUACAGAGGCUGUGUGAAAAGAGUGAACUGUUCCUUCAACCACAGCAAAAUGAAGCACGAACAAAGUUGGUCGCUGCGUUGGCAGGCGACAUUCUGAGCAAAACUCCGAAAGCAGCAGCAUUUGAAGUCCUCACUUAUAUAUCUUAAA